AUGCGCAGAUCCAGAUCCAACGAUAGCCGGCAAAACAAGAAGGCCAGCAGUUGCCCAGCAAUGAAGACGAUGCUCAAUUCGAUACGAAGGUUGGCGACCCAAGCGCCCACCAAAUCGCAGCCCAUACUAAAUAUAGCCACGCCGCCAAAGUACACCUUGGCGCAAUUGCGCACUUUCCCCAGCUUGGCCCCCAAGUCGUUCAUCCCGCUCCCACAGCAGUUUUUCAACACCGAGAUCCCCACGAGACGAGAUUUGCUAUGGAGCGCCGUGGUCUACGAGGCCGAUGCCGCGAGGGUCGGCUCCAAUUUCGUCACGCUCAAGUCGGAUAAACCGUACUCGGGACGCAAAUUGCGUCCGCAAAAGGGCUCGGGCCGGGCACGUUUGGGUUCUGGAAACUCGCCGCACUUGUAUAACGAGGUCAAGGCGCACGCGAUCAAGGGUCCGCAUGACUGGAGCACCGAUUUGCCCUUUAAAGUCUACUCGAAAGCGGUGCAGACUGCGUUGACGGUGCAGUAUAAGCGGGGCAACUUGGUUGUGGUUGAGAACGAAUGCGAUUUCAAGCAGCGCAAUUUGGAAGUUAGCCAGAGUUUCGUUAGCACGCACGGGCUCACCCGGUUGAACAUGUUGUUUGUCACGGACGCGCCUAGGGAGAAGUUGCUGUUGAGCAUGAGGCAUUUCUUUGUCAACCCCGAGAAGUUGAAGCUGGUUAAGAGACGCGAUAGAGCGAAGGUUUUGAACAAGUGCAAGGGGAAAGUUGUCCUCAAGGAGGAUUUGCAGGUGAGGGAUAUUUUAAAGGCGAAUAGAGUCUUUGUUGAGUUGCCAGCUUUGCAAUGGCUUAUUUCGAUGUAUGGCAGUAAAUAG
This is a messenger RNA of Lodderomyces beijingensis, 861 nucleotides long. The record is from the annotation of a GenBank genome assembly. NCBI's taxonomy places the organism in Eukaryota, Fungi, Ascomycota, Pichiomycetes, Serinales, Debaryomycetaceae.